Bactrocera neohumeralis is the source of this 4833-nucleotide messenger RNA. It is a transcript of the gene DopEcR, whose product is annotated as beta-2 adrenergic receptor. The transcript has 6 exons. The coding region runs from base 2129 to 3097 and encodes 322 amino acids. Lineage: Eukaryota; Metazoa; Arthropoda; Insecta; Diptera; Tephritidae. The record is from RefSeq and is a predicted model, not a curated record. Gene Ontology annotation, cellular component: membrane. Gene Ontology annotation, molecular function: peptide binding; G protein-coupled receptor activity. Gene Ontology annotation, biological process: G protein-coupled receptor signaling pathway.
AGAAAAAUUAAAUGUAGCCAAAAAAGUAAAUGAGCUCUAUAUAGACAGCCUUCACUGCUGCAGCCGACAACGCUGCUGUUGCUGCGGUCGCUAUUAGUGAAAAGUGCCAAAAAUACCAAAAUCGAUAGUUUAAAUGAGUUUGUAAGCGACGGCGACUGAUUGCAAAGAGGGACAAAAUAUAAAUUAAGUAGUGAUAAUUAUUUGCCUCAAAUAACUAUACAAUUUUUAAAUGCUUAAAUGAGCUUACAUUAACAUAUUGCAACAAGCAAAAAGUGUGUUACGACGUUUUUAAAAGACAAUUCAUAUAUUGUAAGCGAAAAUAUCCUUAUAGCCAAGGGUACUAACUUAAUCCACUCUAAAGAAUUGGCUAUUGCACUCAAAUGGUAAAUGUAUGUGUUGAAGUAUCUCAAAAGAAGCAAUCACCAUCAUUAGACGGAGACUGGUUACGACAAGAUCAAUUCCUUGAACCGUAUAGAUAAACUGGAGCAGCCAUAAUCACGUUAUCGUUGAUAUUAUAUUUAUGCUUGUUCAUGGUGGACAUUCAAGACGCGAAGAUUUGUGUAUGAUUGAGUUAGUCUAAAAAUAUUUAAAGCAAUAUAAGGAAGUACACUUUGUAUAUACUGCUGAUCAAUCGUACUCAAGAGGCAUUACCACUAAAAGAUGCAUCCGUACAAGUAUCAAGUAUAAACAUAUAUUCAAAUAAAUACCAAAAAUAACAAAAACAACAACAACCAGAAAUAUUUAGGUGCUGUGCUCUAUUUAUUAUACAAAUAUGUAACUAAUAUAACCGUUAAAAAUAUAGCUUAUUAUAAACUGUUUGCUCAUCAGUAGCAACAAAUCAAACUCUUCCAUAAUUAAAGCGCGUAAAAUUAAAUUUAAGAUAUUUUACUAACCCGACACACAGACAAUUCGCGGUGCCAGCAAUAGAUGUACGUAGUAGGUCGAAUUAUUACCAAAAAAAACAGUUUAGAUUUUAAUUCUCUUUCGCGAUAUUUACACUGUAAGCCAAGCAUUCGCAUUAGGAUGCGUUUGUAAUUGAAAUGAAUGUUUUCGUAACAACUGCAAGUCUAUUAAUCUAAUCUAAAGUAAUUUAAUUAGAAAUCUCUUAAAAGAAAUGGUAAAAAGCAAACACAAUAAAGUGAACAUUUAAAAUAAAUAAAAGUAAAACCAAACAACAUUUAUUAGCGCAAAGGAAAUAUAGAGUUAUGUAUUUGCUAAAAGAAGUAAAGAACUUUGUAUAAAUUAUAUGAAACUAAUGCCCUUAAUCAAAGUGUUGUGAAUUUCGAAUAAAAUCGGAUAUUUAAUGUAACCAAAGUAAAAUUACAACGCAAAUGACUUAUGCAUUUCUAAUUGCAUAUGUUUUAAGUAUUUUAAUAGUUUGAGGAACACAGUAAAAUGCAUGCAAUUUAAAUAAACGAAUAUAAUCAAUCAGCUUAAACCGAACAUUAUCGAGCUUCAGAAGAACAACGCGGCGCCGCACAACCGCGCUGAGUCUAAAUUUAAAAAAAAACUUUAAUUAGAAGCAUAUUUUAACAAAAACAAUUAGACAAACAACAUAUAAGUAAUAUAAAAACGCAUACACUCACUUAAAGCGAAGCACGACGAAACUAAAAGUUCCCUCAUAUUUAUACUCAAUCUUAACCCCAAGCCACGGUAAGAAGCGCCCUCACACAGCUGACUUCAGCAGGUAUCUUUAUUUUAACCAAUAAUUCUACAAACUGAAAAUGCUUGUGCUUUAACGAGUAGUAGUUGUUCGAGUGCAUAUGUGAGUAGUUAAGCAGGUUAAGAUAUAAUUUGCCGAGUGCAGCCGUAUUUGGCUGUUUGGCUGUUGGCCAAAUAGGCUUCAUUUUAACAAGGCACUUGCCCUUCGAAAGUUAAGGGAGCAUUCACAUACACCCGCAUACAUACACUUCUAACGGGAAACGACCUUCGCGUGCACCGAAGCUUCGUGUCGUCUACGCUUUGUUGAACAAUUCGCUGUAAAAAGUGUUGAGACAACUACUGGAAAGGCAGGGGUGCAAAGCUGCGAGUACAAGGUGAAGACUAUCACACAACCGCAUCGGAAAGCGGACAGUUGUUUUGAAAUACGAAAUGAAAGCGUCAUGAGUGUAUAUAAGGCCAUUCGAAAAUGCAGGAAAUGAGUUACCUGCAAGAUAAUUCCAAAUUGGAGGCACUUACGAAAGCUGUACUCAUAUCCAUUCUCGGCGUCGCCAUCGUCAUAUCGAAUCUUCUCAUUAUAGCCACUUAUGCCAACUUUAAAGGUCCUACAGAGGUCAUCAACUACUAUCUGCUGUCGCUGGCUGUUGCGGAUCUACUUUGCGGUUUAUUGGUUGUGCCCUUCUCUGUGUAUCCUGCAUUGACGGGAGAAUGGAUGUAUGGCGAUAUUGUAUGCCGCUUCACCGGCUAUCUGGAGGUGACACUGUGGGCCGUAUCUGUAUAUACAUUCAUGUGGAUCUCUGUGGACCGAUAUUUGGCCGUGCGGAAGCCUCUUCGCUAUGAGACUGUGCAGACAAAAACCAGAUGCCAAUGCUGGAUGGUGUUUACAUGGAUUUCGGCCGCGUUACUAUGCUGUCCACCGAUUCUAGGCUACACGAAGCCCAUCACGAACAAUGUGACGCAUAUUUGCAUGCUUGACUGGGGCAAUAUGGCGGCGUACAGUGCAACUCUGGCAAUUUUAGUUUUAGGUCCUAGCGUUAUAUCCAUAGUACAUAAUUAUGGUUACAUUUUUGUAAUGAUGCGAAAACUUAAAUCGGGCGAACCUAUACAUGAUAAAGAAUAUGCAACCGCAUUAGCUGAAAAUUUAUCGAAUCCUAGUCAUAUGAUGUCAUUCGUAUUAGUGUUUGCAUUCUGGAUGUCGUGGUUGCCAUGGAUGGUGCUGCGCUUCUACGAAGUGGUGACCGGUGAUGUUAUCCAAAGUACUCUUAUUAAUUUUCUGGUCGUUUGGAUUGGCGUGCUGAAUUCAUUUUGGAAAAUCAUCAUUAUGACCAGUAUGUCGCCGCAAUUUCGGAUCGCACUUAGAGUAUUUUGUUUAACAAUUUGUUGUAAGACUAAGGGCCGUUUGCAAGCGGAACUAAUCGGAUUGGACCCAGAUGACUAGAGUCGUUAGAUUUUCCACAGUAUGAACGGUUAAAUUAAUUUUCACAAUUGGCUUACCUUUCCUCAAUUUUCCUAACAAUUUCAAUUUACAAUUCGAAAUCACACUUUUGAAAAAUCAUGAUGAAGCACGUCUUUAUCAAUCAGUUACAAUCAAAUUAAAUAAACCAUACAUAUGUACAUAUACAACUUAGUAGGGCAAUAUACGUAAUUGCAUGCCUGACCUAUGCAUAUGUAUAAUGGAUGUAAUUCAAAUGUGAAUUUUUUUUUAAAUAUUCAAUUCUGUGAAAAACUUUGAGCAUAAAGCGGUGGCAAUUAUAAUGAUAACUACAACUUAUUUACUUGUCGGUGCGUUUAAUACAUACGAAAACGUGCAUGUGCAUGUCCGUGUCAACAUUUGUUGCUCUGCUUGUAGAAAAGUUGGUACGUACAUAUGGAAACUUUUGAAAAUCAACUACAUUUUCCUGCAUUAGUUUCCAAAUGCGAUAUACCAAAAAUAAAUUAUAAUUUUCCUUUGUUUUUAUCUCAUAAAAGUACAUUACAUCGUAAGUAGUACUAUUCAAGUUUAAGUUAGCUUAAGAUUUCGACGUUUUAAAAUUCGUUGCGCAUUUCGAAAUGUGAAUGCAUCUAUAUACUUGCAUAUUUAUGGUAUAAACAUAAGGAUAUACAUAUGUACGUACAUAUAUACUUAUGGAUGAAUGUACGCUCAUUUCAGAGCCAUAGGAACGUACAUACAACGUGCAACGUAUGUAAAUACUUAUAUCGUUUGUUACAAAUAAUUUUUAAAAAAUAUAUUACAUAAGGCAUUUCACAUGAUUACAUACAUAUGUUUUUGUAAUUGUUGAUUUUUUGCAUAAAAUCGAAAAACACAUUGUUAUAGCUUUCUAUUUAUCUUCACGGUUGUAAAAUUGAUUAGUAAUCCCUGAGUGGAGCGGCUUAUAUGAAUGUACUGAGUAGAAUAAAAUACCUGUGGAAUAAUUUUUUAUAAAAGCAAGAAUGGCGAUAUCCUACGAGAUUUCAGAUUUCGAAUUAUACAUACAUACAUACAUAUGUACUUAUUUGCUUUACUUACUUAAUUCAAAGCACUCAACCAAUGAUGCAAUUGGCUACCUUUGAUUCACAACAACAUUAUAAAGAUUACCGCACUUUGGAAAGAAUUGAAAGGGGACACCACACUAACUUCAACUACACCCCUAGCAUUCUUAUCUUUAAUUAGCAGGGAGAGCUAGCGGAGAUAUACUUAUGUUGAAGGCCGAAUAGUCAGCUCCAAUGGGUUAGUUUCAAGCUCUCGGAGAUAAGGCGAAUUAAGAUCGUUUAGUGGAACAAUUAGAACGUAACAUUUGUGUUUUCAUGAUUUUUCGUUUACUAGCGAAUUAUAAACGCAUUAUUUGCACUCGCGCUAUGCUUUUGUGGAAGCAAAAAUCUUACAUGAGAUACGCAUAACAUUUUAUCCUUUUUCCUUAGUGGGAUAAAUACAGUCUCCCUUUGAGUGCAGCAUUGCGUUUAUAAACGGAAAGUUUCAAUAAUUUGUUAAAUACUUAUAUACAUACAUACAAUCAUAACUACAUUUAUACAUAUAGGUUUAUAUUUACGUGUUGUUUAAGUAUUUAAGGUAUGUUUUUGUAAAAUUCGAAUUUAUUUUGAACAUAAUAGAAGUUUAGUAUUGAGAAUUAAGGAUUUCAUGCGACUGUUAAACUGAUGAAUAUUUAAUAAACAAUUUUAUCAUCGCGUUAAACCAUA